GGGAGCCCAAAAGGGAGCCCGAAAAGCCCCGGCACCCCUGAAUGGGCAGAGUGAAGAGGGGGCAGCUUUUGGGAUUGCUGGGACUGCCAGCAGGCUGGGGAGGGCGGGCACCGAGGAGAAGGGAGACCCCCAAUGCAAGCGUGACCCCAGCAGCUGGGACAGGGGGGAACUCUCAAAGAGCAGAGAGGAGGGAGCAGGGCCGGGGAAUUCCUGGGAGGCUUUUUCAAGGCUGAAUCUUGGUGUUUGGGAGCUUUUUCUGGAGCCCCGAUGGCCGGUGACUUGUAGAGAGGGACUUGGGCAGAAAGACUUUCAAAGUCAAUGUGCUCAUCCCUAGUUUUCCCCAAACCACGAUGUCCCAUUGUAACUUCUUGUGAGGUUGUGAGAGAGAGGAAUAUGUCCCUGGAAACUGAGGCAGAGCAGGAGCUGAGGAUGGAGUGCAGGGAGGACAAAUCCCCGCGGCAGAACCUCGUGGCAGAGGCCGUUUUGAGCAGCUCCAUGGCACAGGAACCCAACGGGGAGGAAAAGCCCCGGAGAUGCCGCACGAGGAGGGGCUGCAAACGCAGAUCACAGGGAUCUGAGGGGGAAAGAGCCAGCCUGGGCCGGGAAGGCGGCCGGAGAUGGAGCCAGAGCUCGGAGCUGGUGGUCCAUGAGGAGGUUCCUGAUGGGGAGAAGCCCCACAAGUGCUUGGAGUGUGGGAAGAGCUUCAGGUGGAGCUCCAGCCUGAUUGUGCACCAGAGGAGCCACACUGGGGAACGGCCCUAUGAGUGUGAUCAGUGCAGGAAGAGGUUUCAGAGCAGCUCUGAUCUCCUCAAGCACCAGCACACGCACACAGAGGAGAGGCCCUUCUGCUGCCCCGACUGCAGGCAGGGCUUCAGGCAAAACUCCCAUCUUGUUGUGCACCGGCGCAUCCACACUGGGGAGAGGCCCCACGAGUGUGAGGAAUGUGGGAAGAGCUUCAGCCGGAGCCUCACCCUGAUCCAGCACCAGAGGACCCACACUGGGGAACGGCCCUACGAGUGUGGGGAGUGUGGGAAGAGAUUCGGACAUCGCGCCAACCUCCUUGUCCACCAAAAGAUCCACACUGGGGAGAGGCCCUACGAGUGUUCCGAGUGUGGGAAGGGGUUUCGGAUCCGCUCCCAUCUAUUCCAGCACUAUCAGAGUCACACAGAGGAGAGGCCCUUCUGCUGCCCCAACUGCGGGAAGGGAUUCAAGCGCAACUCCAACCUCGUCACCCACCGGCGUAUCCACACUGGGGAGAGGCCCUACGAGUGUCCCCAGUGUGGGAAGAGCUUCUCCUGCAGCUCUCACUUGACCCAACACCAACGGAGGCACCGGUGAGGGAAGCCCUGCGAGUGCCCCGAGUGCAGGAAGAGCUUCGUGCGCUGCUCCAGCUCCAUCCCCCACUGCAGGACCCACGCUGGGCACAGCCCUGGUGACCCACAUUCCCUGUGAUCCAUGCUGGGAAUACACCUGGUUGCUUCUCCUUUUGGUUUGGCCUUGAUUUUUUUCUGUUCUUCCUCUCUUUGCGCUUCAAAAGCCAAGAGGGAUGGAUCUGUCACCUCAAAACCACUCAAAUCCCACUGAAAACAACUGAAUUUUAACCCCUAAAGGCUCAAUCCCUCCUCAAAUUGCUUGUUCCCUCCUCAAAAAAACUCAAUCCCAGGCCAAACUCACUCCAUUCCACAGCCAGCAGGAUGAGAUGGGGUUGGGAGGGAAUUGGGAGCAGUGGGAUCCCAAUUGGGAGCAGUGGGAUGGGGAUUGUGUGGGGCUGGCUGGGUGGGAUGUAUUUGACAGCAAAUAAAACUUUCAGAGUUACUGGUUUCUGUCCCAUUAAUUUUCAGUCAGUUCUGUUUGCAGAGUGCCGCCUUCUCAGCUGAUUAAAUUUGCUGUAAAAAUCCCAUUUUUUAAAUCAUCUAACCCAAACAAUCCAAAAACCAAUAUCCAAAUAUAGCACUCACCUACAAUUAAAUUUUAAAAAAUAAUUGGAAUUGUUUUAGAGUACUUAAGGGUGUUAUUCAAGUUUAAUUGUUUGGUUAAAAUGUAUGAGAAAUUCUAGUGGUGCUUGGUUUUGUGUUUAGUAUGUUUGUAAUAUGAAUUGUUUUACUAAGGUGUGUUGGAUUGCAUGUUAGUUUUUUUAGAUAUUUUUUAUCUCAAGUAUAUUAGUUAUUGCAUUAAAACUUCAGAAGAUAUUUCUUAGUAUAUAAUUUGUUUAUAUUUAUUGGUAAUAUUAUAGUAAUAGUUAUUGUUGUUUUGGCUUGAAUCAUUGGAGUAUCGUAAGAAAAAAUAUUUCAUUUUUAUUAUAAUUUAUUUCAUUGUAAUUAUAGUUUAUUGGUUUAUAAUUUUGUUUUCAGUUGUUGAGAGGAGAGGAAGGAAGUUCAAGCCAGGAACAUUUUUUCCCCAGCUUGUGCAGCCCAAGUCUGGGUGCCAUUCAGCCCAGAGCUAUGGGAUAAUAUUGUAGUGCCUCCCACACACAUUCUGCCUCCAAGAAAACCUUGGCUUGGCUUAUUAGAGUGAAAUACAUAGAAAAGUAAUAAAAUGGACAGUUAAACUGA
Messenger RNA from Passer domesticus (house sparrow), 2552 nucleotides. RefSeq names its product zinc finger protein 239-like. Gene Ontology annotation, molecular function: DNA-binding transcription factor activity, RNA polymerase II-specific; RNA polymerase II cis-regulatory region sequence-specific DNA binding. Gene Ontology annotation, biological process: regulation of transcription by RNA polymerase II. The transcript has 2 exons. The record is from RefSeq and is a predicted model, not a curated record. Lineage: Eukaryota; Metazoa; Chordata; Aves; Passeriformes; Passeridae. The coding region runs from base 319 to 1338 and encodes 339 amino acids.